UCGGUUCUGGAGCGGCCUGUCCGGGUCAGUUCCCGCCGGAGUCGGAAGGUGGCGCUCGUCCACCUCUCCUCUGGCUCCAGCGCCGCGCGUUCUAACACGCACGCGCAGGUGUCCUCUUCGGGACUCUGGGUCCAGUCUGACCCUGGUGGCUCACUUCCGAACCGAACCGAGAGUGACUUCCUGUUAGUCCGAGCAGAACCGAACCUCCCCGCUCGGGUCCAGAUGGGGAACUACCGGGAACGCUCUCCGCACGCGCCCCGCCGCCUGGCACGCACGCGGACGUGCUGUCAGGCGUGUCUUUGAGACGCUCGCGCUCAGAGUUGUCAGAGAGCGCGCGCCGUGCAGUCGGUGCCCUCGCGCUGAUUCUGCUCUCGGAGCUCCGCGAGCUCACUAUGAGGCUGUGACGGCGCGCGGGCCGAGGCCGCCGGCGCUCCGCGAGCGGGAAGGAUGCGCGCGUGCCGGAAGCUCGCGGCGCUCGUGGCGGUGCUGGUGUGGCUGGGAGCGCUGGUUUACCUGCUGGAGCUGAGCCGGAGGAAGUUACCGGAGCCCGGGGGGGCCGCAGGGGGAGAGGCUGCAGACAGCCAG
Messenger RNA from Oryzias melastigma (Indian medaka), 585 nucleotides. RefSeq names its product polypeptide N-acetylgalactosaminyltransferase 14-like. NCBI's taxonomy places the organism in Eukaryota, Metazoa, Chordata, Actinopteri, Beloniformes, Adrianichthyidae. Gene Ontology annotation, cellular component: Golgi apparatus. The record is from RefSeq and is a predicted model, not a curated record.